CUUGCCGUCAUCAAGAGUCUUGUUUCAAGGGUUUUUUUUUGUAUUUUGGUUUACUGCUAUCUCGUUUCAUCAUGUCCCAAUAUGGAGCAUAUCCUUCUUCGGAAGACUCGGACUCAAGCUUUGAGAUAUGUUUAUCAUAUGAUGAUUUUCCUUUUGGUGAUACGAAACUUCUUGAUUUGGUAGUCGUUGAUAAUAAGGAUGCAUUUGUUCAACGUAUUAAGAAGCAGAGGAAACGAUCAGAACUUCAUGAUGCUUGGUAUCAAUCAAAAAAUAUGUUAUCUUCAAUUUUCUAUUAUAUCUCUGCAAGAAAUGCAGUAAAGUGUGCAACUGCUCUAUUAGCCGGAGAAACAGGUCUCGAUGUAGACAUUAAUGCCCUUCAUCCAGUGCUUGGUUCAAAUCCACUGUAUUUUACAUCAGGUCCUCCUGAGUUGAUCGACUUAUAUAUCCGCAAUGGAGCUCGGACUGACAUCAGGCAUAAGGGCAUGUUACCUUUAAACAGAUUUCUUGACUACAUAAGAAGGGGACAUGAAAAUAUUGAUUGGUCUUCAAAACAAUCUAUAUGCAUGGUGAUUGUCUUUUUGUGCUUAGAUAUGGAAAAAUUGGAGUCUCUUAGGUUGCUUUUUGAGAACACAAAAGAGGUUGAGAAAGAAGUAUAUCACUACAUGAAGGGCGGAAAACUUGUUGAGACAACUGCCCUGUUGAUGAUAGCUCGAGAAGAAAUUACAUCACCAGUUUUUUUCAAGGAUUUUACUUCGAGUGGGAGCAUGUCCCUUCACCAAUUGGUUUUGUUAGAGAUAGAAGCACUAAAAGCAUCACAAAUGAAACUAGAUUCUACUAGUGAGGAGAUACAUGAGCUGAAGAAUAAGUUGGAAACAAUGAAUUCUAUGUUAUGCUUGAUUAAAGUUCUUCAAAGUGUUGGUCCUGAAAUUGACCAAUAUCGUCAAGACCUACCUAAGUUGAGCAUGGAAGAAUUGGCUACAAAAGUGGCAUACCUUCUUAUCAGCAAAGGAUUUGUUGAAUAUGAGGACUUGAAACGUUUCAGACCCGUUUCGGACGAGACAUUGCCGACAUCCCAUCAGCACUUUCUGAAAUCAUUAGGAAGUAAAUUACAUGGCAAAAAUGAAGGCAGUCAGUUGGAAAGCAAAGAUGUGGGCCAUGUGACGGAUGCCAUGGGAAAUGGUGACCAGUCAGCAAGUCUAGUAAAAAAUCAUCAUGCCAAUGGCGUAUCCUCUAAACAUGAUGGAAGAGAAAAGGAGCUAGCAGAUAUGCUGGAAGAGAAAAAUAGGCCCCUGGGGGCAGUUCAAGCUAAUCAUGAAUUACAGAUAAAGCAAUUGAAUAUGGAACUUGAAAAGGAAUGUGAUAAACUUGGGAAUCUGCAGAUGAGAUUGCAAGAGGAGCACAAGCUGAAUGAGUCUCUUCAGGAGGAGCUUGGAGUUACUGAAAUCAGAGAAGGAUAAAAAAGCAAUGAAGGUAAAAGCUGGAUAGUUGCAUGAAUCUCCAUUAGAAUGCUCAAUUUUGUUUUAAGUAUUUAUAGAAAAUAAAAAAUACUUUAAUCUCCGUCUUAGUAAAUUCCUGGUUCUGCGCCUUUGACGUGAGAUGGAUAGUUGGCACGUAUUGCUAUUUGGGUUUUAUUUUUAAGGUUUUCUUUCAUGUUUAUAUUUUCGAAUAAAAUACAAUCAUUGGGAGCCGAAGAUGUCGUGCUUCAUAUUAUCUUUCAUGCAUAUUUGAAAGUCGGGCCAUUGAGAC
This is a messenger RNA of Hibiscus syriacus, 1746 nucleotides long. RefSeq lists its product as uncharacterized. The transcript has 12 exons. The record is from RefSeq and is a predicted model, not a curated record. Lineage: Eukaryota; Viridiplantae; Streptophyta; Magnoliopsida; Malvales; Malvaceae. Bases 72 to 1457 code for a protein of 461 amino acids.